GGGGAGCAGUUCACGGGCCGUGGCCCGCGUAGCCCCCGCCGGAGCUCGCUCAAGAGCUGGCUCCACUUUUGCGAGGAAGGUCUGCAGAGCCCGCGGAGCCGCAAGCGGUCCGAGGACAGCCAGGCAGCCGGCUGCUGUGACUGUCCCGGUCCGGAGGCCGCGCACUCGGACUGCACCUGCGACUGCCAUCACCAAUCUCCCGGGAGCAGCUCUCUGAGCAGCCCCGAGCACGCCUCCUAGAGCACAUCCCGCAAUCGGUAGUGUUAGGAGAUGAAUUUCCUCAAAAAGAAAAUCAAGGGCCACAAGCGAGGAGGCCCCGAGAGUGACGAGGUUGAAGCGGCCAUCUAUGCCAAGCAGUUAGCCGAGGGCCAGCAGCCACAGCAGCCGCCAGAGGCCAAGGAGCGCACCGGCGAGGAGUGGCGCUUCUUUGAGCAGCUGACGCAGCGCGUCCAGGACACUGUGCACAAGACCCAAACCACCCUAAGCAAGAUAAAAGAGAGCUCUGCCAUCACCGAACUCACCCGGCCCGACUACUACCUUGAACCGACCGCCGCACCUCCCGAACAACCGGCCAGCCCAGCCAGGUCGUGGGUGAACUUUGAGGAGAGCGAGGGUGCAGAAGCACCGGGGCCUUCUGCAGAGCCGGCGAAGGAACCGGUCGGUGAUUUGGUGAAGGACCUGGUGAGUGAGCCAGAAGGUGCGCUCGUUAGUGAGCCGGUCAGUUCACCACCGGAAGCUCAGCCGGCUGGUGACGAAGACCAGGCCAGGAAACUCCUCGAAGAGUUUGGCUUUGGCAUCGAGGAGCCACCCGCACCUCCGCCUUCAAACGCACCCCACCUCGACCUGCUGAGUGGCUUUGGGAUCGAGGAACCCCAGCCCUCGGAAGCCCAUCACAUAGACGUCAGUGACCCUUUUGACACGUCGUUCGUCGACACACUUGCAUCGAGCACCGAACCCGACCCCUUUGACACUUCAUUUGUGGACAGCUGCGUUGCUGCCAAGGAGGCACCACCUGCCGGCGCGGACGGCAGCGAAGCCAGCCCGGAGAUGAGCAACCCGUUCCUCACCGAUGUGUCCGCGACGACCGGUGAAAGCCUCUUCAGCACUGGUGACACGGGUGACGUUGCGCCCGACGUUCCCAACUUUUUUUCAGGUUCGCGCCGGUCGAGCACCAACCCUUUCGACAACCUCGAGGAAGACUUAGCGUUCUUUCAGGCCACUCUGGUCGGUGCGGCGGAAGCAGACGCAACGCAGCGUGAAGCCAGUGACCUUUUGCAGGACAUUGCAGCGACGUUUCCCUGCGAGUCUGAGGAUGCAGCUCCCCUACCUUCGAAUGGCGACCCCUUUAAGUGCAGUGAAACUGUGCAGCAGCAGCCCGUGUCUGACCUGUUUGCGAGCGAGCCUGAAACGGCAGCAGCGGCUCCGGAUGCCUUCCAGGUCGCUUUUGGCAAGGCCAGCUUCGACCGAGGCCUUUCGCCCGACAAGUGCGGACUGUCGGGCGGUGCCUUCGAUGACACGUCUCCGGAGGAAGCCGGAGGCUCACCCGCAGAACCCAUCGGCUCGUUUGAUCCCUUUUCAGACCUCAGCCGAGAAAGCCAGGAGCCAAUUCCGGCUGCCCUGGCCAGCAUCACACCCCAGAGGGAGGACGUUAGCCCAUUCAGCAUUGCACCCAGCGACAAACAGGAACAACCGGCUGCAACCGACAGCAAACCCGAGCUGUUUGCAGACUUUGGUACCAAUGAAGUGCCACCUGCAUCUGCAGAGUGCGAUUUUUUUGGCAAAGAUUCAGGUGCUACUUCAGCUGUGAUAGCCUCUGACGACCCGUUUUGUUCGGGCAGCGUUGCUUCUCCACCGAUGAGUGACACCCAUUCGGUUCAAGCAGUGCGGCUGCUCCUCCCAAAACGACGGGCGACUGACAUCUUCGGGACGAGCAGUUUGAGUGGCACGGUCGCGGCCGGCAGUGACCCCUUUCGCACGACUGAUGUCACUGCCGCCAAGUCUGUGGUGAGUGAUGGUCACGACCUAUUUGACACGAGCGAUGCUGCCGACCCUGCUGCAACCAUCGCCAACGGCUUCGGCAGUGUUGGUGCUCCCGUUGCGCCGGCGAGUGACGACCCGUUUCAGACGAGUGGCGCCGCAGCUUCAACCUUGGCAGGUGGUGACAGCUUGUUUGACACGAGCGACAUUGCCGCUGGAGCAGCAAGCGAUGAUCCCUUCAGCGCUAGCAACAUCGAUGCCACUGUUCACCCGCCCGGUGCUGACCCUUUCGACACUAGUAACAUUCAGCUCGAGCCUGCGAAGAAUGCUGUCCCCUUCACGGACACUGCCGCCUUUGAAGCAUUCGCGGCAAAAUUCGAGCAGGCCAUUGAAAAGUUCGAAGACGCCACCCUGGCCCCCGCAUUUGAGGAGCUCGACCAGCAGUCGGUGCAAGAAGAUGGCGAUGACGCAGGCUUCGACAGCAUGGACAUUUUCGAUCCCUUUGCACCCAAGGCGCCGCCUCCACCCAAGGCAUCUCCAAGGGUGCCCGUCAAGGAAGUCUCGCAAGAUUCGUUCGACGACGAUGACGUGGGGCCCGACCUCUCUGUCGUCAUCCGACCCAAGAUGCGGGAGGCCGCUGCGCCGGAUGUGGCCAGUCUUGAGCCACCGCCCAAGCUGCAGCCGCCACCAAAGUCGCCCGUGCGGUCCCGGUUCAACCCUUUCGACAGGGGUGCAGCGAUCCGGGACGAGCCCGUGGUUGACGAAGUGGGUCCCACGCCAGCGCUGGGCGAGGCGGCGGCCAUGCAGCGCGAGUCGGCGGAGAGCCCGUCGACGCCGCUGUUCGACGAGGACACGUCGCAGCCGCUUGAGGAGUUUCGGCCCAAGUUUGAGGGCGAUGGCUGGGAGAUGAUGCUGCGGCAUCCGAACAAGAAGAAAAUCACGGGCAACCGCUACUGGAAGAAAGUGUUUGUGCGCAUGACGGAGCAGAACAUCCUGUACUUGCACAACAGCCGGGAGGACGCUGACCCUUUUCAAGAGGUUCCACUCCAGGCCUGCUACUCGCUGUCCGAGAUGGGUGCCCAGCAGUUUGACGCCUACGGCAAGAUCUUCACCGUGAAGCUGCAGUACGUGUUCUACAGGGAGCGGGUGGGUGUGCGUCCGGGCCAGAUCUCCAAGGUGAUGCAGGGCCAGAUCACGAGCGUCGGCCAGUUUGCCAAGCUGGGCCUGCCCCUGGAGCACGCACCCCAGGUCUCGCAGCUCCUCAAGCUGGGCACCCAGAGCUGCGAGGACCUCAAGAGCUUCAUUCAGGUUGUGGAGGAUGCCUUGUUCCGGCUACAGAUCCAUCGAGACCGGGCGCUCACUUACAAGACGGAAGAGAUCCAGGUGACCGUGCAAGACGAGUUUAUUGUCGAGCAGGACAAGACGGGACACGUUUGGAAACAGAAGGCCCGUGUGCGAGUGUUCUUCCUUGCGUUCAUUAGUGGGAUGCCUGAUAUCGAGGUGGGCAUCAACGACCUGACCCGGCAGGGCAAGGAAGUUGUGGGCCGCUACGACAUCAUGCCCGUCGUCACCGAGGAGUGGAUCCGCCUGGAAAACUGCGAGUUCCACUCGUGCGUCCUCCAGGAGGAGUUUGAGAACAACCGCAUCAUUAAGUUGCACCCUCCCGAUGCCUGCCUCUUUGAAUUGAUGCGGUUUCGGAUACGACCACCAAAAGCGCGGGAACUACCGUUGCAGCUGAAGGUCGUGAUGCGGGUGUCGCCGAGGCACGUGGAACUCCGUGCCGACGUCCUGGUGCCCGGCUACCACAGCCGCAAGCACGGCCAGGUGCCCUGUGAGGACGUGCAGAUCCGCUUCCCUAUUCCCGAGUGCUGGGUCUACCUCUUCAGGGUGGAGAAGCACUUCCGAUACGGUGCCCUCAAGUCUGCGGCCAGGAGGCCCGGAAAGAUAAAGGGCUUGGAACGGAUCAUGGGCACAGCCCAGCCAUUGGAGACCAGCCUCAUAGAAGUUUCAACGGGGCAAGCCAAAUAUGAACAUGCCCACAAGGCCGUUGUAUGGCGCAUUCCUCGGUUGCCCAAGGAGGGUCAAGGUGCCUACACUAGUCAACUGUUCCUGCUACGACUGGACCUGACCUCUUUCGACCAGAUCCCUGCCUCGUUCGAGCAGUACGUUUUCGUCGAGUUCACCAUGCCAGCGACGAGCGUGUCGCACACCACGGUGCGUUCCAUCUCCGUGUCCAACGAGAAUCCUCCAGAGAAGUACGUCCGCUACUUGUCCAAGCACGAGUACCGGGUGGAAAUAGAGCUGCAGACGGGGGAAGUGCCGCCGUCGGAGACUGAAAUCUCUAGUCUGGCCGCCGUUGCCCAGCAAGCCGGUCCGUACGAGCCACCGGCAACCGCUACCGCCACCGCCGCCGCCACGAGCGACGACUCGGACUGAGUGUGCUGCCGCAGUGCUGCGCGUGUGUCGCUGCUCCCUCGGCUGCCCCUCGCGUGUGGGGGCCGCAGUGCCCUUAUCUAGUCAGCAAUGUAUGUCAAGUGUUCAGUCUACUGUGCUAUGCACACGAAUGAUGUGUUCCUGUUGAAAAAAAGAAGAGUUUUAAGAUCCCGUUUCUUCUCGUGCAUGUAUUAUUGACACUUUUUUGUUUCGGAGUUUUUUGUUGACUCUAUACACUACCGCUACUACCACUGGCUGCUGUCAACUCUGUGAUCGCUUGGCAACAUCCGCCGCUUCGUUCCUCCACGUGGUUGAGGAAGCUGCAGCGGCCGUUAGUUUGUUCACGCGCUGCCAACCCGCCGCGGGUGGUGGGCCGUUGCAAGCGCUCGGCCGAGCUACGUAUGGCUGCCCGGAAGAAAGGAGAUUCCCUCUUCCGGUGCCGUCGACCACGUCGGCCGUGCGAAUAAUGCCGGAACCACCUACCCGCCCAUCGGGCUCGAAGCCCGGUAGAGGGAGGGUCUGUGUGUCUGUUUUAGGCGGUGUGGCGCUCUGCAAAUAAAUGUCUCGACUGUGGCAGCUGGCGAUGGAGCGACCAAGUCAUUUGUUGCACGACUCUAUGUGUAUCUAUGGCCGGGAGGUUCUGUGCACAUGGUGUGUCUGUAUGGGCACCAAUCAUUGCCGAAGGAAAAUAAAGACGAAACACUUAA
This is a messenger RNA of Rhipicephalus sanguineus (brown dog tick), 5117 nucleotides long. Its product is annotated as protein stoned-B-like. Gene Ontology annotation, biological process: synaptic vesicle endocytosis; clathrin-dependent endocytosis; regulation of endocytosis. The record is from RefSeq and is a predicted model, not a curated record. Lineage: Eukaryota; Metazoa; Arthropoda; Arachnida; Ixodida; Ixodidae. Gene Ontology annotation, molecular function: clathrin-cargo adaptor activity. Gene Ontology annotation, cellular component: synaptic vesicle; AP-2 adaptor complex.